AAGCUUCCUGUUGUUAUUAAGCACCUUAUAAGGACUUCAGGCAAUAAUGAAGGUUCUUUUACUGAAAGAUGCUAAGGAAGACGAUGGUGGCCAGGACCCAUACGUCAGGGAAUUAGGUUUAUAUGGACUUGAAGCCACUUUGAUUCCUGUUUUAUCAUUUGAGUUUUUGUCUCUUCCCAGUUUCUCUGAGAAGCUCUCCCAUCCUGAAGGUUACGGGGGACUCAUUUUUACCAGUCCCAGAGCAGUGGAAGCAGUGGAGUUGUGUUUGGAGAAAGACAAUAAAGCUGAAGUGUGGGAAAAGUCUCUGAAAGAAAAAUGGAAUGCUAAGUCAGUAUAUGUUGUUGGAAAGGCCACUGCUUCUCUAGUGAGCAAAAUUGGCCUGGAUACAAAAGGAGAAAACUGUGGAAAUGCAGAAAAGCUUGCAGAAUAUAUUUGUUCCAGGGAGUCACCAGCAUUACCUCUUUUGUUUCCCUGUGGAAACCUCAAGAGAGAAAUCCUGCCGAAAAUGCUCCAGGACGAAGGGAUCCCCAUGGAGAGCCUCACUGUCUAUCAGACAGCCGCACACCCAGGAAUCCAGGGGAACCUGAACAGCUACUAUUCCAAGCAGGGCCUUCCAGCCGGCAUUGCAUUUUUCAGUCCCUCUGGCAUUACCUACACUCUCAAGCAUAUUCAAGAGUUAUCUGGUGACAGCGUUGAUCAAAUUAAGUUUGCAGCCAUUGGCCCCACCACAGCUCGUGCCCUGGCCGCCCAGGGACUGCCCGUGAGCUGCACUGCAGAGAGCCCCACACCGCAGGCCUUGGCCAUGGGCAUCAGAAAGGCACUGCAGCCCCAGGACUGCUGCUGAGUCAGCUGGCUGGCAGCCUUCCCCUGUGGCCAUCCUGGGCUGGGCUUCUCCCCGCUGGGGCCAGGACCACUGGACGCUGCUUCUGCAUGGAGCUGGGCAUCAGGGCCCUUGGGAGCUGCCACCAUCAAACUUCUGCCUCAAGUCUGAGUGGAACCAGCUGGGGACCAGGAAUCAGGUCACAUGCAUGUGACCACCCUCCACAGACACCACCUUAGACCCCAGCCCAGGCCCUGUGAGGAAGGAAACCAAAUAAACCACACUGGCUGCUUGU
Nycticebus coucang (slow loris) is the source of this 1115-nucleotide messenger RNA. Its product is annotated as uroporphyrinogen-III synthase. The record is from RefSeq and is a predicted model, not a curated record. Bases 47 to 844 code for a protein of 265 amino acids. The transcript has a single exon. Gene Ontology annotation, biological process: uroporphyrinogen III biosynthetic process. Gene Ontology annotation, molecular function: uroporphyrinogen-III synthase activity. Lineage: Eukaryota; Metazoa; Chordata; Mammalia; Primates; Lorisidae.